Molecule: messenger RNA, 751 nt
Organism: Pterocles gutturalis (yellow-throated sandgrouse)
Lineage: Eukaryota; Metazoa; Chordata; Aves; Pterocliformes; Pteroclidae
Product: unconventional myosin-IXb-like
Exons: 4
Coding region: 350-751 (133 amino acids)
Source: RefSeq, a predicted model, not a curated record
GUUUUCUUCCCCGUAUGAGGGGAUGCUGAGUAAAAGCUCCCAGGUCAAAGGAAAUGACAGUGGCAACUCAGAACUGGACUCACUGCAUGAAGAAGAGGAAGUUUCUGAAGCUGAUAACCGAGAAAAGGAGAUUCUCAUUGAUCGCAUACAGUCGAUAAAAGAAGAAAAGGAAGAUAUAACUUACCGGUUACCUGAGCUUGAUCAACGAGGCUCUGAUGAGGAAAAUGUAGACUCGGAGACCUCAGCAAGCACAGAGAGCCUGCUUGAAGAUAGAACAGGACGGAUGGAUACCGAAGGUCAGUAUUAAGGUACAAUUAUUGGAUUACACUGCCGUGCUCAGAGCUCCAGUAUGCCUGCCAAAGACAUUUGCAAAGUGCCUUCUCUUUUGCAAACCUCUUCAAAUUUUUCCUCUGCAUCCCUGGCUUCAAGACACAGAUCAUGUUUAACACUGUCCAAGAUUAAAGUGCCCCGUCGAACUCCGGUGAUGCCAACAGAAAAUAUAAAACUUCCUCCUGGGAUUUUCAAAUGUACAGAAUCCCGGGGCGGGAUUUCGGCUAACGAAGAGUCUCAAAUAAUGGUGAGACGAAGGGAGCAGCCAGCAAGGCGAACUGAUAAAAUCCAUUCUGUGUACAUUGCACAAGGGUCUGCGACGGCCCACGCUCAGGAACUCUUGGAUGAAUACGAACCAACAGCAAAAGUAAAACGGAGGUUUUCGGACCCUUACUCUCACAUUCCCUGUAUAGAGAAGUGA